Messenger RNA from Cutaneotrichosporon cavernicola, 3780 nucleotides. RefSeq lists its product as uncharacterized. The record is from RefSeq and is a predicted model, not a curated record. Lineage: Eukaryota; Fungi; Basidiomycota; Tremellomycetes; Trichosporonales; Trichosporonaceae. The coding region runs from base 1 to 3780 and encodes 1259 amino acids. Gene Ontology annotation, biological process: double-strand break repair via homologous recombination. Gene Ontology annotation, molecular function: metal ion binding; ATP binding; ATP-dependent chromatin remodeler activity. The transcript is spliced from 14 exons. Gene Ontology annotation, cellular component: nucleus; cytoplasm.
AUGGCCAACUCAAUCCUCAACCCCCCAGGCAGUCUGCCUUCUCCGGAGCGCGUUGAGGAAAUCGCGCGCCGCGUGCUCGAGAUUGACACGCCCGACCAACCCACUCCAGAAUGGUUCAUGCCCAUCCUGACCAAGUUCCUCACGAACAACCCAGGCGAUGACCACUUCAUCAUCGAGCUGCCUGACCCCUCAGCACCCGCCCGUGGUGGAACCGGAUACGGUGCAAUCACAUGCAUGGAAGACGAGUGUUGGACCAAUAUCAACUUGUCGCCUGAUCCGGAACAGCUCGACGGCGGUAAGGCGAACGGCGUGGGAACGUUGUGGGACUAUGCCGACCACUGUCGCGGGGAAGACCAUAUCAAGUGCCGCAAUCAGCGUCUCAAGCGUAUGGGGUUCGUGGCCCCAGACGCUCACAUUAUCCGUGAUCAUCCGCCCAACCAUCCUUCAAUGGGCGCCUCCUCUAGCAACUACCGGGACGCCCUUUUCGUCGACAGUGACAGUGACGACGGCAUAGAGUUCGUCGGCCGCAGCUCCCCUCGCAAGAACGUUGUCCUUGUUGAAGACAGCGAUGACGACCAAAACCCCUCCAUUGGGUCUUCACAGUCGCAGUCGUCGCGACUCAAGUCAUUACAGCCGACAGGCUCCUCUGGUGGCAACUCUCGCCCCUGGAUCCGCGUGUGGUCUAGCAUGAGUCUCAGCGACCGCCGUCACGCCAUCAAUCAAGAGCUUCGUGACCUCGGUAAAUUGCCGGGUAUUAGCUCGUUCGACGCCAACCGCGUUAUUGCUCGCCGCAAGGACGCCCUCCGCUCGAUUGAGGGCUCCGGCUGCCUGAUGCAGUGGACCCCCCCUGACCCACUCAUUUUCCAAGCCUUCCCAAAUCUCUACGUUCACCCUCGGCUUGCCGAAACAUUCGAGUGCCCGAAGCCCGCGGUUUGCGCUCUCAUCAACCCUGCCGCUAGAGUUACCGCUUCGGCUGUUGCUGGACCCUCGACUUCACUCAGGAGCCCAUUUUCUUACGCGAUGGAUGCAAUCUCGCACACGGAAAGAGCAACUGGCGCCUUCUUAGUCGCCGUGAAUGCUGCGUGGCAGCGUCUGGACAUGCAGAGUCGCCGGGCUCAGCUCAUCAACGAGCAGAAUGCGCUCCGACAGGCGAUAUCCCGCUUCGAGGCCAUUCCACAACUCCAGGGCAUCAAGCGCGUUCUUUGUGAUCGCCUCAUGUCGCAUUUGAAGCUGAUCGCGAGCGACAAUCCGACAUGGCUUCCACCCUCGUCCGAGCUGCUCAAACUUGUGCCCGAGCUCCGCCACGUUGUGCACCAGUCUCUCAUGGCGUUCCUGCCUCGCCUCCGCGAUGAGGAUGAUGACGUCGACCCGCACGGCCUGAGUGAGGAGUGGAAUCGCCCCACCGGUCCAGCCCUUACAGACUAUUUCAAGGACGCUCUGCUGGACUUCCAAGACGAUGCCACUGUCGAGGAGGCGAGCAAGACCUUGGGUCUCAGCACAACGUCCGGUCUCCUACCUGGCGCAGACUUCACCCUCAUGCCACACCAGAUCAUGGGUGUGGCCUUCAUGAUGAAGCGCGAGCAGCGCAAAGGCAAGGGCGGACGUGGUGGCCUACUCUGUGACGCAAUGGGCCUGGGAAAGACGAUCCAGACCUUGGCCCUUAUGCUGGCGCGCGACGAGCGGCCUGCAGACUACGAGCGUGCUCCCCAGUUGAUUGUUGCACCCUUAGCUCUUCUCGUACAAUGGAAAGAAGAAAUCGAGACCAAGACCACGAAAGGCUUCCGAGUUUAUAUCCAUCACGGCGCGAACCGCCUCAAGUCGGCGGCGCAGAUCCGCAACAGCUACGACAUAGUGCUCACUACGUACGGCACACUUUGCUCGGAAUCUGGCAUCACCAAGCAGAAGCAGAAGAUGAAGGUUGGGGAAGGUUCUGACGAUGAUUCCGACUACAUUGAGAAGAAGAAGCGUGGGCCUCUCUUCAAGAUCCACUGGUUCCGUGCAAUUUUGGACGAAGCUCAUAACGUACGCAACCGCCGAACAAUCUCGGCGCGUUCCGUUCUUCAGCUCGACGUUCUCCACCCGUGGAUUCUCACGGGCACACCUAUUGUGAACAGCUUGGGCGAUGUCGGGCCAGCUCUUGAGUUCAUCGGGGCCAUGGGCCUGUCGCAGUACCACCAUGAGGUUGUAAAGCGCGAGAAAAAGCAGCCAAAGAACGCCUCGCGCCGCUGCCAGGCCAUCCUCAAGCCGCUCAUGCUCCGCCGCAACAAGGACACAGAGCUCAACGGCAAGAAAAUCCUCGAGCUGCCGGUGAAGACGGUCAAUUUGGCAUGGCAGGAUUUCGAGCUUGACGAGCGCGCAAUCUACGCGGCAAUCGAGCAGCGAGCCAGGAUGCGUGUCUCAAAGUUCCUCAAGGCUGGCACGGUUAUGAAGAACUACCAUGUGGUGCUCGUCUUGCUUACUCGGCUGCGCCAGGCCGCAAACCACCCUUGGCUCCUUCGGCGUACGCCUGGGGACGAGGGCCGUGACGGCGAUCUUCUUGUCGACGACGAAGCGUUCGGUGCCGAUCUUGGACAGUGUCGGAACAACGACGAGGAUGAGUACGGUCGUGCUGUCGCGAUCUUGGGCAAAGCCGCGGUGGAUGCUCUGGCCAAGAAGCUGGAGGAGCGUCACGAGCGACUCAGCAACGAAGACGUCCAAGACGACAAGGAACUUGAGUGUUGUAUUUGCAUGGAGCCACUUGACGGGAGCGAAGUGAUCACGCCGUGCAGUCACCUAUACUGCCGGGUGUGCAUCUCGAACUACUUUAUCCAGCCUAUUCGCGACACGACCGGCCUCACAGACGAGGACGUCGACGCCGGAUGCCGGUCGUGCCCCAUGUGUCGUUCGAGGCUCAAGCCCGGGCAAGUCUUCCGUUGCGCAGCCAUCUUCCGGCCCACCGUGGCCACCCCUGAAGUAGACGACGAUGACGACGACGAUGCCGAUAUCAAGCCUGAUGUGAAGCCGAACAUCGCAGCGGACCGCAAGGGCAAGAAGCGUGCGCGAAGCGCCGCUGAAUCGUUCUUCGGCAGCUUGAACCAGGACCAGGGCGAGCCCGAGGAGGAUGAGAAGCCGGAACGGAAGCGCACGCGCGGCAACCGGAAGGGCAAGAGCCGGGCGACAUCGGUGGAUGCGACAUCGGUGGAUGACGACGAUGACGUUGAGGAAAUCGAAGCGCAAGUCCCUCCUUCUACCAAGCUGCGUCGUACACUCGAACUGGUCCAAGGCUUCCUCGAGGAGGACCCCAAUACCAAGGUGCUCAUCUUCUCGCAGUUUGUGGCGUUUUUGGAUCUGCUGUCCGAUUUCCUCAAGGACAACGGCAUCCCAUCCCUUGGUUACCGAGGCAGCAUGUCGGCGUCAGCUCGCGAUGAAGCUGUUCGCCGUUUCCGCACUGCGCCUGGCAUUGUCGACCCAAUUCCCGUGAUGCUCAUCAGCACCAAGGCAGGUGGUGUGGGCCUCAAUCUCACAAUGGCCCACAAGGUUAUCAUGUGCGACCUUGCUUGGAACCCGGCGACCGAGAACCAGGCUAUCGAUCGCAGCCACCGCAUUGGGCAGAGGAAGCCCGUACAGGUGGAGCGCCUCGUUAUUCGCGACACUGUCGAGGAUCGUCUCCUCGCCAUCCAGGAGCACAAGGGCCUCCUCGCGGAUGGCGCGAUGGGCGAGGGUUCGAUUGGCCGCCUCGGCCGUCUCACGCUGGAUGACAUCCGCAAGCUGUUCGCGAUCAAUGCGCGUGACGAAGAGUGA